Argentina anserina (silverweed cinquefoil) is the source of this 2192-nucleotide messenger RNA. Its product is annotated as anaphase-promoting complex subunit 7. The transcript is spliced from 17 exons. Bases 117 to 1799 code for a protein of 560 amino acids. Lineage: Eukaryota; Viridiplantae; Streptophyta; Magnoliopsida; Rosales; Rosaceae. The record is from RefSeq and is a predicted model, not a curated record. Gene Ontology annotation, biological process: protein ubiquitination; cell division; positive regulation of mitotic metaphase/anaphase transition. Gene Ontology annotation, molecular function: protein binding. Gene Ontology annotation, cellular component: anaphase-promoting complex.
CUCAUUUCAAACAAAUCCAAACAGAGAGCAGGUUCUGGGUUUCACUCCCACACCACACUCAAAAAAGACCAAAGCUUUCGAGUUUCGACUCUCCCAAACUCACAGAGCUCUCCAACAUGGAAGUCCCCAAAGACCAAAUCGCAACUCUCAUGGAACACGGCCUCCACACCUCGGCCCAAAUCCUCGGUUGCUUUCUGGUUUCCUCCCCAGCUGCCAAUGCCGACGUCACUCCCCAACUCAAAGCUGAGAGCUUGGUGCUUCUUGCAGACUCUUUGUUUCGGGAUAGAGAGUUUCGUAGAGCUAUUCAUACAUACAAGCAAGCAUUGCAGUUUUGCAAGACUAUUUCCAAGACAAAUCCAACAUCAACCCGGAGUUCGUUGACUUCGAAUCGGUCUUCUUCUCCGAGUGUUUUUAACCUUUCAGGAAUUAAUGAGGAUGAGGUGAAGUUCAAGAUUGCAUCUUGUCAUUCUGCGCUUAGUGAGUACGGAGCAGCCCUUGCUGAGAUAGAUAAUAUUCCAGGCAAAAUGAGGAGCUUGCAAAUGAAUUUGUUGAUGGGGAAACUCUUUCGGUAUUCUAGACAGAAUCGUUCUGCUGUUUCUUGUUUCAAAGAAUGUCUAAGGUCUUGCCCUUAUGUCUUUGAUGCUAUCAUAGCUUUAGCAGAAUUAGGAGUUUCUGCUAAGGACAUUACUUCCUUGAUUCCGCAGACUCCUAAUAGAAGUGGAAGGUCUUCAUUUGAGCAAUUGGACUCGAGUCGUUGGCUGCAACGCUAUGUUGAGGCUCAGUGUUCCAUCGCUUGUAAUGAUUACAAAGGUGGUCUGGAACACUUUACAGAUCUUUUGCAACGUUUCCCUAAUAACUUACACUUGUUACUUGAAAUUGCAAAGGUUGAAGCUAUUGUUGGGAAAAAUGAUGAGGCAUUAAUGAACUUUGAAAAGGCUCGAUCAAUUGAUCCAUAUGUUGUGACAUACAUGGAUGAGUAUGCAAUGCUUCUAAAGAUAAAGUCUGACUUCUCAAAGUUAAACAAAUUAGUGCAUGAUUUAUUGAUCACUGAUUCUACAAGUCCAGAAGUUUUUGUGGCCUUAUCUGUGCUUUGGGAACGAAAAGACGAGAGAGGAGCUUUAUCGUAUGCUGAGAAGAGCAUACGAAUUGAUGAGAGGCAUAUACCAGGUUAUAUAAUGAAGGGUAACCUGCUGUUAUCAAUGAAGCGAGCAGAAGCAGCUGUAAUUGCCUUCAGGGCAGCUCAAGAGUUGAGACCUGAUAUUCGUUCAUAUCAAGGUUUGGUUCAAUCUUAUCUAGCUCUCUCUAAAAUUAAGGAGGCUUUAUAUGCUUCAAGGGAGGCUAUGAAGGCCAUGCCUCAAUCCGCAAAGGCUCUAAAAUUAGUAGGGGAUGUACAUGCGAGUAACUCUGGGGGCAGGGAGAAGGCAAAAAAGUUCUAUGAGUCUGCCCUUAGGCUGGAACCUGGUUAUCUUGGAGCUGCAUUAGCUCUGGCUGAGCUUCAUGUUACUGAAGGCCGUAACGGUGAUGCUGUGUCUCUGCUAGAGCGAUAUCUGAAGGAUUGGGCCGAUGACUCUCUACAUGUCAAGCUUGCUCAAGUAUUUGCUGCAACAAAUAUGCUGCAAGAUGCACUAUCACAUUUUCAAGCUGCAUUGAGGAUAAAUGCACAGAAUGAAGCUGCAAAGAAAGGUUUAGAGCGGUUAGAGAAACAAAUGAAGGGGGUCGAUCCUGAUGCAACUGAAGAAGAUGAAGAUAACGAGGUUGAUGAUGCUGAUGGAGACCAAGAUGAGACUGAACUUUUAUAGCUUUUAACAAGUAUCUGAAGACACUGGUUUCAAAGAAUGCCAUGAUCACAGGGGGCUGCCAUGCUGCAACGAAAUUGAGAUCCCAAGAAAGGAAGUCUGUUCCAGCUUUUGGCUGUGUUCAGACGAGUAUCCAAAAUUAUGUGUAUAAAUGUGAAAUGAAGCCACGAGAAGAUAGCAUUCAAAUAGAGAUGGAGCAGGAGUCUGGCUGCAAAGUGCCAAAUCUUCAUGGCCCAGAAAAUUCGUCAUGCAUCCUCCCUAUAUUCCAUUUCUCUGUUGAUUCUUAAGAACAUUAUUUAUGGUUAUCAUGUUGUAUUAUCUUUGUGAUCUCAACUUUAACAAGCUUAGCUACUUGUGUUUGCAUUAUCGUCAGCUGUUCCCAUACAGGCUGUUACA